Messenger RNA from Myxocyprinus asiaticus (Chinese sucker), 2573 nucleotides. Its product is annotated as potassium channel subfamily K member 1-like. Gene Ontology annotation, biological process: stabilization of membrane potential; potassium ion transmembrane transport. The coding region runs from base 595 to 1593 and encodes 332 amino acids. Gene Ontology annotation, molecular function: potassium ion leak channel activity. Lineage: Eukaryota; Metazoa; Chordata; Actinopteri; Cypriniformes; Catostomidae. The transcript has 3 exons. Gene Ontology annotation, cellular component: membrane. The record is from RefSeq and is a predicted model, not a curated record.
UUGUUUAAAGGAGGACACUCGGUAUACUGCAGCCUUCAAAGGACGCGUCCUACCUAGCAUGCAGCCUUCCAAACGAGACACAGCCAUAGUCAAGGCGCUCCUGCGCGAUACCCUGAAAAAACUGCUGGAGGAAGCGGUGCAAAGGUCAAAUACGUAAAUCUAGCGCAUGUUUACAUAGUAAACAAUCCAAAACCUGCGCGAACGGACGCAUAGCGCCUUCGGUGUUUUCCUUAAACUGUUAAAACCUGCAUACGGUUCUUGGUGCAACAUUUUGUUUUUUAGCACAAGUAUACAUUCUGUUUGAACAGCCCCCAAAGGCUAUGGUCUAAUUCAUUAAUAUUAAUUAGGCAAGUUUUCAGGGGCGGGAUCGUCUCAUGAAUAUUAAGAUCCGUGUAUACCCCAUAGUACGAUUCGUUAAUGCGCCGCCUGAAUGUCUGUCACAUCAGCUCCGCAAUACCGGCAGAAGACAACUAGGAAAUUAUAUUAAGUGACAGCUUUAAGAGUGUUUACUGCCAUUUAUUUUCCGGGUUAGAAACAUUCUAUUCCUGUAAUACAGCUGUAUUGUUUCCCUAAUAUAUUUUACUUCAGGAGACAAUGCUUCAGUGUAUAUCGGGAAGUUCUUGUAUACGUGUGGUAGAAGGUUACAAGUCUACGUGGUAUUUUUUGGUCUUGGUGCUGGCGUAUGUGUUAUAUCUGAUAUUCGGGGCUUUGGUGUUCUCCGCGGUGGAACUGCCGUAUGAGGAGCUACUUCGACAAGAGCUAAGGAAUAUAAAACAGCAGUUUCUGCAGGAUAAUGAAUGUGUGUCCGAUGAGAGACUGGAUGAGUUUCUGGCCAGAGCACUAGAGGCGAGUAAUUACGGUGUGUCGGUUCUCAAUAAUGCCACCACUAACUGGAACUGGGAUUUCACAUCAGCGCUGUUCUUCGCCAGCACGGUGCUUUCCACGACAGGGUAUGGUCACACAGUGCCUCUGUCGGAUGGGGGUAAGGCCUUCUGCAUUAUUUACUCAGUGGUGGGCAUCCCAUUCACCCUCCUGUUCCUGACUGCAGUGGUGCAGAGGAUCAUGGAGUUCAGUACACGCAGGCCUUUGGAGUAUCUGCACCGGCGCUGGGGAAUGUCCAAGACUCUGCUGGCAGCCCUGCAUGCUUCCCUGCUGGCCUUUAUUAUCAUCUCCUGCUUCUUCCUCAUACCUGCCAUCAUCUUCACAGUACUGGAAGAGGACUGGAAUUUCUUGGAGUCCUUCUACUUUUGCUUCAUCUCUCUUAGUACCAUUGGCUUGGGUGACUAUGUGCCUGGAGAGGGCUACCACCAGAGGUUCAGAGAACUCUAUAAAUUGGCCAUUACCUUCUACCUGAUAUUGGGCUUGAUCGCUAUAUUAGUUGUUCUGGAAACCUUCUGUGAACUUCAGCAGCUGAAGAAGCUCAGGAAGAUGUUCUACACGAGGAAACAGAAAACAGAGGACCAACUUAACAUUGUGGACCAUGAUCACCUCUCCUUUGCCUCUGUGUCUAACCAGGCAUCCUCAUUUAGAGAGGAUAAGACUGAUGUAUUUCCGGAAGCCUCACCCACUGCUACCCCUAGUGGACCAAAGUAACGAUGAGGAUGUGUGAGCAUCCUGUGUCUAGAAUCCUUUGAGGCAUGACACACUAAUAAUAUUUCUGAUUAUAUAUCUACUAAGAGCAUAAAUGUAUCGUAGUUAUACUCUGCUGUCAAGUCCGCUGAAAAGAUAGAUCACUGUAGAUAUGGAUCCUUGAAAUAAAGACUGAAGUUACUUUAUUGAGGAAAACCUGUAUGAAUGUUUAGAAAACAAAAAUAUGUCCAUGCAGAUACUGAAAAAUGUGAUGUGACCACAGCUGAAUUCUGUGUGUGUAUGUGUAACUGAUAAAUCCAUCCAUGAUUUCUGAAACUAAAUAGUUAAGGGGUAAGUGGUCACAUACUAGCUUUACAUAUUCCGUGGCGAAUAAGGAAUGAACAUCCUGUAUUAUAGUUUUCAGUUGUAUUAACGCAGAUCAUGUUUUCAAGUUACCAAGUGUAUGAAUAUUACUUACUCAUUGCCAAACGAUGAGAUUUUUAGAAUACACAGGGGCAGGUCCCAGGUGACAUUAUUUUGAAAUGUACGUUCCUGUUAUUGCCUAAGUACCUCAUAAAGGGAAUUUAAAAAUAAAUAUAAUUUCUAAAAUUUUGUUAAGGGAUUUAGACAAUCAAAAAUGAUAUAAAUUAUCAUAUUAUUUAUCUUUGCCUUUACAAGCCAUUUGGUUCUUCUGAAGCUGUGCUGCUUAUUGCAAUAAGCCUUGUCCACCAGCUGGGGAUGAUGUUGUGCAUUGAGUGCCACUACUGUUGUGUUGUAGGCAAAGCAAGGAAUGCAAGUCACAAUAGUGAAUCUGAAUGUUUUUAAAGAUCUACUGGGCAUAUUACUGAAAGAAAAGGAAUUAUAUCUUAUAUAUAUAGUUCUUGGUUUUAUUUUAUUGUUAAUUGUAUUGCAUAUGAAAGCCAUGCAUUUGUUGGAUGUUUUCAGAUGUACUUUAACAAAUCAGAAUAAACUGGAGAUUUUUGUUUUAAGAGAUUUUGUGAUGC